GGCGCGAGCAGACGUUGGGGGCGCUGUGAGGUGACGCCGACCCGCGGUGCGGUGGGGGGGAGGGGAGCGGACGGGCACGGCAAUAAUGUCGCUGCUCAUGGACCCGCCGGCGCCGCCGCGACGCUCCAACGUCACCAGCUGCGACCUGCACCCGGACGAGGCCUUCACCGGCUUCUGCACCGCCUGCCUCCGCGAGCGCCUCGCCGGCCUCGAGGCGUCCGCGGCCGCCGCCUCCGCGCCCGGCCGCAGGUCCACGUCCGCCAUCCGGUCCCUCUUCGCCCGGCCGUUCGCGCCGGGCGCCUCGUCGUCUGCGGCUGGGGCGGUACCUGAGCCGCCGGACCUGCGGCGGUGCAAGUCGUUCUCGUGCGGCCGCGGCGGGGACGUACUCUCCGCUGCCGCCGCGGCGGCCGCGGUUGCCAGGGGGGAUGAGCCGCAGCGCCACUCGUGCGAUGUGCGCGGGCGUGCUACGCUCUGGGCGCUCUUCCACCAGGACGACCGUGACCGUGUCCGCGACGGCACGGCGUUUGGUUCCUUCCCGGUCUCGUCCUCCGCCGCUGCCGCCGUGGCGCUCACCACCGGCGUCGCGCUCCCGCCGCAGCAACCGCCGCUGCCACGGCCGCGCGUCCUGGAGGAUUUCUCCGAGGAGGACAUCCCCGUGGUCAUGGAGCGCGAGGACGAGAUAAUGCCGGUGUUCGAGCCCGUCCUUGGGGUGGACACCUCCGGCGAGAUUGUUGAAGUCGAGGACAAUGCCGCUCGGGAUGUAAAGGCCAUGAAGGAACACAUUCACACGGACCUCGAGUCGUCGGAGCCCGUGAAGCCACCGCCAAAAGACCUGAAAGAGAUCGCCGGGAGCUUCUUUGGCGCCUCCGUGUUCAGCAAGAAGUGGCAGAAAUGGAGGCGCAAGCAGAAGCUCAAGAAGGAGGCCGCCGUGAGCAAGGCCGCGGCAGCGGCAAUGCCACCGCCGGAGAAGCCAUCCAAGCCAUCGUUCCUUCGGCGGCGCCGCCUCCGAGGGGAGGCUGGCUCGGAGAACGCGUUGGGGCGGCGCUCGUGCGACACCGACCCGCGAUUCUCCCUCGACGCCGGCCGCAUGUCCAUCGACGACGCCGGCUUCACCUGGGACGAGCCACGCGCGUCGUGGGACGGGUACUUGUUCGGUGCGGGGUCUGGCAUUGGCCUCGGCCGCGCGCCCCCGCCGGUCUCCCGCCUCCCGCCCAUCCUGUCCGUCAUGGAGGAUACUCCGGCCACCGUGGUCGAGCGGUCAGACGGCCAAAUCCCCGUGGAAGACGAUGGCGAACUUGAACCACCAGGGGGGUCCUUCCAGACGAGAGACUACUACUUCGAUUCUUCCAGUCGGAGGCGCCGGAGCCUGGAGCGCACCAGCUCAGUCCGCCGGCCGUCCUUCGAGGUGGCCACCGAGCCGAAGCCAGCACCGGCCGCAGCCAACGGCAACGAGUCCCCCAUCGCCAUUGGCGGCUCAGAGUUCUACCACUUCCACCACGCCGAGGACCUGUUGGACCGCGGCUUCAGCUCCAACUCCCUGGUGGAGGACAUCUCGGCGAGCCUGGAGGCGGCAAUGUCCGGGCCGGCCAAGAAGCCGCCCCGCUGGCGCAAGGCGUGGAGCCUGUGGGGGUUCAUCCACCGGCGAGCCGCCGGGCGCAGGGGCGGCGGGCCGUCGGACAUCGCGGACCGGUCGUUCUCGGAGCCGUGGCCGGACCUGCGCGGCGGCCGCGGGGCCGGCGGGCAGAACAACAUGCAGCGGUGCAACAGCAACCUGAGCGCGCGCAGCUCGUUCAGCAGCAACAGCGGUGGGCUCGGCAGCUCGAGGCGCAGCUACGUGGACGUCAACGGGAACGUGAGGCGGAGAGGGGCCGAGGAGGCGCAGCCGCACGUGCUGGAGCGGAACCGCAGCGCGCGGCACUCGCCGCCUGGGCGCGUCGACAACGGCAUGCUGCGUUUCUACCUGACCCCGAUGCGGAGCGGCGGCGCCGGCGCGCGGCGAGGCGGCGGUGGCGUGCCGGGGGGCAAGGCAGGGCGGCAGCUGACGUCGCAGUCGUUCGCCCGGAGCGUGCUCCGCCUGUACUGAACCUAAAGGAAACCCAGCACUGCAGCUGAAGGGGGGUUGGUGUAUUGGUGAUAGCCAUAGCCAUAAGUCUUGGUGUAUUGUACUAAGCUCGAUCUUGUUAUUUCUUUCUCUUCAUUUGGGGGUGGGGUGGGGGUGGUGGAUAACACGCAGGCAGUUCAUGUUAAUUUCCUCUUGCAUCUUAGCAGUAUGCUCGUCGCAUGAUCCAGUGGUUCUUAUCGUUAAAUCAUAUACUAGUAUCAGUUGAUGUUC
This is a messenger RNA of Hordeum vulgare subsp. vulgare (domesticated barley), 2332 nucleotides long. Its product is annotated as protein OCTOPUS-like. NCBI's taxonomy places the organism in Eukaryota, Viridiplantae, Streptophyta, Magnoliopsida, Poales, Poaceae. The transcript has a single exon. The record is from RefSeq and is a predicted model, not a curated record. Bases 86 to 2083 code for a protein of 665 amino acids.